UACUACUAGUAAUAUGUUACCCUCGGAAAGAAAAAAAAUAAUUACUCAGUAAUCUCUCUCUUUCUUUGUCAGAGGGUUGAAGAAAUGUUGAUUUCUUCACUAGUGAUUGUCUGUUUCUCUCUCUAAUCUCUCUUUCUUGAACAAAUAAGUAUUAAAGAUUGCAGCUUUUGUAUUUUUUUGGGCAUGUAAAUUUCUUUAGCUAACCGAAGUCUUCUCUUUCACGCCUCCCAAACUCUCCUCUCUCUCUCUCCAUCAACACAGCCCUAUGGAAAUUGGAGAAUCUAGGGUUUUGACAGUUGACACCACAACCCCAUAAGUAAAGGUCUGUUCUUUGUUUUCUUUCUUGCUCAAUGUUAUAGCUCUGCUACCUCUGUUGGAUGCUGAUUACCUUCACUGUAUGUUCUCAUUUUCCAUCUGCUAUGCUGUCAAGAUGCUACUUUUCUUGAGCUAAAUUAUUUCAAGGAUGUUUAGUUUUUCUUGGGUUGUAUCUUUUGGUUGGAAUCUCUUCUAUUUUAGGAAUUAGGGCUCUUUCUUUCUUUCUUUUUUUAUUGUACCUUUUUUUAGUGAAAUGGAGGAGAUUGAGGAAGCUAACAGGGUAGCAGUUGAGAGUUGUCAUAGAGUUGUUAGUCUGUUAACUCAACAACAUGAUCAGAAACAGUAUGGAAAUUUAGUUAGAGAAACUGGAGAGGCUGUUCACAAAUUCAAGAAAGUGGUUACCCUUCUAAAUUCCAAUUUGGGUCAUGCAAGAGUAAGAAAAGCCAAGAAAAUUCUGACCCCUUUUCCUCAAAACCUCCUUUUAGAAAACCCAACUUGCAAAACUGAUGAUCACCCUAAAGCCCUUCAGUUGCUGCCUGUCAAAUCUCCUGAAAUUCCUGUUCAAGAAAUUGGUUCUAAUGUGAAAAGCACUCUUACGUUAGGAUACCCUUUACUGGAAUUAAGCUCACAUAAUAAAAGCUCUCUUCAUUUAGCCAAACAAACACCUUCCUCAAGCUUUCAUUUUGCUCAACAACAGCAGCAACAGCAGAGGUUGAAGUAUCAACUUCAGCAGCAGCAAUUGAAACAACAGGCAGAUAUGAUGUACCGGCGUAGCAAUAGUGGGAUUAGUCUAAAUUUCGAUAGCUCAACGUGUACUCCGACCAUGUCAUCCACUAGGUCUUUUAUCUCCUCAUUGAGUAUUGACGGUAGUGUUGCUAAUUUGGAUGGUAAUGCCUUCCAUUUAAUUGGAGCUUCUCGCUCUGCGGAUCAGAGCUCAUUUCAACAGAAGAGAAGGUGCUCUGGAAAGGGAGAGGAGGGAAUUGUGAAAUGUGGAAGCAGUAGUAGAUGUCACUGUUCAAAGAAGAGGAAACACAGGGUAAAAAGAUCAAUCAAGGUUCCUGCUAUAAGUAACAAGCUAGCCGAUAUUCCUCCCGAUGAGUAUUCUUGGAGAAAGUAUGGACAGAAGCCGAUCAAAGGUUCUCCGCACCCUAGGGGAUACUAUAAGUGUAGUAGCAUGAGAGGCUGUCCUGCACGGAAACAUGUCGAGAGAUGUUUGGAAGAGCCUUCAAUGCUUAUUGUCACUUACGAGGGAGAACAUAACCAUCCUAGGUUGCCAUCUCAAUCGGCAAAUGCUUGACAACUUUAAGGAAAUGCUAGCAAAGAUGAUCACAAAACUCGACAAAUUUCUCAUACUCUAUUUUUGACCGGCUUCAAUUGUUCCUGUACAUAUUUUGCUUGUUUAAGCUUUGAAGUGCAGAUGAAGCUGGAUUCUAGUUGAAAUUGGAAGGUAUAUUAGGUUUUGUAGAAGGAAAUGCGAAGGCAGUUUCAGGUAAGAUGAUGCCAUAUGGGAUUUGAGGUUCCCUGAUUGUAAGAAUAUCUUGAUCAAGUAUGACUCCUUUUCAGUAAAAAAAGUUAGGAUUUUUGCAAAUUAUCUCUUACUGUGUGAUUAUUAUGUUAUGAUAUUAUUCAGGAUA
Nicotiana tabacum (common tobacco) is the source of this 1949-nucleotide messenger RNA. RefSeq names its product putative WRKY transcription factor 21. Gene Ontology annotation, molecular function: sequence-specific DNA binding; DNA-binding transcription factor activity. Lineage: Eukaryota; Viridiplantae; Streptophyta; Magnoliopsida; Solanales; Solanaceae. The record is from RefSeq and is a predicted model, not a curated record. Gene Ontology annotation, biological process: regulation of DNA-templated transcription.